Molecule: messenger RNA, 4813 nt
Organism: Aspergillus ibericus CBS 121593
Lineage: Eukaryota; Fungi; Ascomycota; Eurotiomycetes; Eurotiales; Aspergillaceae
Gene: pan1
Product: actin cytoskeleton-regulatory complex protein PAN1
Exons: 5
Coding region: 147-4559 (1470 amino acids)
Biological process (GO): endocytosis; endosomal transport
Cellular component (GO): plasma membrane; cytoplasm
Molecular function (GO): actin binding; calcium ion binding
Source: RefSeq, a predicted model, not a curated record
UGCCUGUCCACCUUCGCGCUUCUCCUUUCAGUUGUUGCGCGCCAAUUCGUUCUGGUUUUCUUUUGCUUCCUCGGCAUCCUCGAUCUUCUUUUCGUUAGUCUGUCUUUAAUGUCUCUCCAGUCUUGGAUGCAAGCGCUAGUUCGGUAAUGUACUCUUCAUCGAAUUCCUUCCUGGGCGGCGCCAGCAGCGCUCGUCCAGGACAGCCGUACAUGCAGCAGCCCUCAUACUCGCAAUUUGCUCCCGGCCAGCAGCAACAACCGCCGCAGCAGACUGGGUUUGCUGCCCAGGCGACCGGGUAUGCCCCCCAACUGUCCAGUUUCGGAGCCUCUCAGUUGCAGCCUCAACCCACGGGGUUCCCGGCUGGUCAACUCCAACAUCAGUUCACCGGCUUCCCUGGUGCAGUGCCACAAUCGCAGCAACCUGGCUUUCAGACUCCGGUCCAGCAGUCGCAGUUCACUGGAUACCCCGCUCAGACGCAGUCUCCGCAGUUCCAAGUCCCCUCAAGCACUGGCCUUCCUGUUCGUUCGGCGCCACGGACAUCGUCGGAAAUAGCGGACUCGUUCCAGGAUGGUGCCGGCAUAGCUCCACCACCACCGCCUAAGUCAGCCGGCAAUAAGAUACCCAGUAUACGACUCUCGUUCAUCACCGCGCAGGACCAGGCCAAAUUUGAACAGCUCUUCAAGUCUGCGGUUGGGGAUAACCAGACAAUGAGUGGAGAUAAAGCAAAAGAGCUUUUGCUGCGGUCCAAGCUCCCCGGGGGUGAUUUGUCCAAGAUAUGGGUCCUUUCGGAUUCCACCAAAUCUGGUCAGCUUUUCUUUCCUGAAUUCGCCUUGGCUAUGUACUUGUGCAAUCUCAGGAUCACCGGUAGGGAUCUACCGGACUCACUCCCGGAGAAGAUCAAGAACGAGGUUUCCAGCAUGGUGGACAUCAUCUCUUUCCAGGUUCCUGACACCCAGCCGGAACCAGCUAUUAGAACUAACGUUCCGAGCUUUGAUGCUCCUUUACUGGAAAAUAAAUCUGCUCCUCCGGCCCCCCAGCAGCCGCAGCCACAGCAGCCGAGUAAUGCCCAGCUUCUCACACAGCUCACAGCACAGCCGACAGGAUAUCUCCAGGCAACCGGCUUCCAGCAGAACCAAUCCUCUUUCUCGGGUCAGAACUCUGCCCUUGGCCCACAAGCUACUGGGUUUCCUGGACAGUCUCAUCAACAACUCCUACAGUCUCAACCAACCGGGUUCAUGAAUAACCCCCAACCAACAGGGUACAGCGGGCCUCGUCCUCCGAUGCCCCCAAUGCCUACUGGCUUUGGAUCAACCCUGAGUCCUGCGCAAACCGGGGGAAUGACUGCGCUGACUGCGCAGCCUACGGGGGCUCCGGGUCAAUGGGGGUUUGUGAAUGCCCCAUCAUCUGGCUUGCCUAACAUUGAAGCUCUCAAACAGCAACUGAUGCCGCAGCCGGGCCGUGAAGGUGGCUUUUCUGCGGUUGGUUUGUCUGGAAAUGCCCAUAUCCCCUGGGCUAUCACCAAGGAAGAGAAAAAGAUCUAUGAUGAUCUCUUUCGAGCUUGGGAUGGAUUCCACAAGGGCUUUAUUGGAGGUGAUACUGCCAUCGAAAUCAUGGGACAGAGUGGCUUGGAUCGGUCAGAUCUGGAACGCAUUUGGACGCUAGCCGAUCCAAAUAAUAGAGGGCGCCUGAACAUGGAUGAAUUCGCCGUCGCGAUGCAUCUAAUCUAUAGGAAACUCAACGGGUACCCAGUUCCGAAUCGCUUACCUCCAGAGCUUGUCCCUCCAUCCACGAGGAAUCUGAACGAUUCGAUAGGCACGAUCAAGUCUAUGCUCUCUCAAGAUGCAGAGUCCCGUAAGGCUUCUGGCGCCUUCUUGCAACCGCAGAAGACCGGAGUGAGCUACCUCAAAGAUCAUUCUUUCCGUGGUGGUGCAGUGUCUCCAGGUGUCGGUCGCAAAGAUGCUACGCUAUUCAAGAACAACGACGAGGCGGCUGCUGGGUAUCGCUCCAGUGCUCGCCGUCGUGUUGGAAACAACGGCCGAACACCAUCUCCUGCUGCUUCUCAGGCAUCCGAGGAAGAGCUCUCCGUCGAGCAGCUAAAGAAAAAGAUCCGUGAAGCUCAAAUUAUGUUAGAUGCCGUGGAUUUUCAGGAUGAGAAUCAAGCGGAGGAGGACGAUGCGUUGGACCGGAGAGAUCGGAGAGAAGCGGAGAGCCUUAUGGACCGGAUACGGCGGGUACAGGAUGACAUUGACACCCAUCCCGAUGCUUCUUUCCGCAAUCUUGACACCGGGGCUGAACGGAGGUCGCUCCGUCGCCAACUGCAGGCUUACGAGGAUCAAGUCCCGCAGGUGGCAUCGGAAGUGAGACGCGUUGAGCGAGAGAUUGCUGAGGUCAAACUUGAGUUAUUCCGUCUGAAGGACGCAAAAGAUCAUCCUAAUAGCGCGUCUUCCAUCGUGGGUACGGGCCCUGGGGGUACAGUCACAGAGGCCGAUCGUAUCAAAGCACGUGCUCGUGCCAGGAUGCAAGCCCGCGCCGCUGAACUUGCUGGAAGGCCCGUUCCUGCCACCCAGGACGACGAUGGGGCUGCAGCUCGUCGGCUCGAGGCUGAGAGUGCCAAUGUCAAGUCUGAACGAGAGAGGAACGAGACCAUGACCCGCGACGUGGAGGACAGUGUUCGGGAAUUUGCGCGGAGUCUAGAGGAUAGUCUAAGGGACGAUGGCGAGAGUUCAACGCGUGAGCAUGAACGGCGACGGUGGGAGGAUGCCUUAGGAGUUGAGGAUGUGAUCCGGGACUUGAUUUACGAUUUGAAGAGAAGCAGUCGCACUGCGCAUGUCCGGAAGGAAGAGCAACUGAGAGCAGCAGACACCAGAGAGCAGCGGUCUCGUUAUGACGAACCAACGCUGGGAAGUGCCACCACAGUGCGGUCUUCCCCAACGCCAACUGGCUCUGCCGGAUCAGUGGCGGGUUCUACGCAUGAGGACCGUGUUGCAGCUGCGAGGGAACGUGCGCAGAAGCGCAUCGCUGAAAGAAUGGCAGCUGCUGGACUCAAACCCCACAGCGAUUCAGCGGAGACUCUGCUCCAACGACAGGAGCGUGAGAGAAAAGAACGCGAAGAGCGGUUGAAACGGGCAGAAGAAGAAGAUGCUAAGCGAGAGCAAGAGAGACAACGCCGUUUGGCCGAAGAACAACGCGGGCCUACGACGCAGUCUGCUAAGCCAGCGGGCAAGAAACCUCCGCCGGCACCGCCUUCGCGGAAGGGUCGCACCGACAGUGCAGGCCAAGCCGACGCAAAGAAGGCAGCAGAAGAAGCAGCCAGAGUAGAGCAAGCUGCCCGGGAGCAGGCUAUUAGAGAGGAACAGCAGGCGCAGGAAGAAGAGACGAUCCGUCUUGGGAUCGAGGCCAGAGAACGCGAAACAGAAUAUGAGAGGGAGAAGCAGGCUCAGGAGGCCCGCCUUGCCGCGCUUCAAGAACAGGUGAGACAGGGCAAGAUCAAGAAGCAGGAAGAGAAGCGUCGCAAGGACGAGGCAGCCCGAGUGGCGAAAGAACAGGAAGCAAGACUCGCAACUCAGCGCGCUGAACUUGAAAUGGCCAAAGAACGUGAGCGUCAGCUUCAGUUGGAACUGGAAGGCUUGGAGCAGGAGAGCUCGUCGGAUGACGAAGGCCCUCUCAAUAUCACACCUCAGGAUAGUACUCCGACUCAAAGUCAGGUUCUUCCUGUGGCAGACACCGUAUCGACACCUCCGGCUCUUGCGCCGGAGCCAGAAGCCGUGACUAGCCCCGCUGGCUCUCCUCCAAGCAGCCACGCCGCACCCGCCAGUCUCAGCCCGGAAGCCGAGUCCAAGAAUCCUUACUUCAAGAGAAUCAGCCAGUCUGACAACCAGGUUCCGCCGCCGCCCCCUGCACCCCAGCCCACGGCUCCGAAAGCCGAAUCUCAGUCGACCAACCCUUUCCAUAGGCUGGCACAACAGCAAGAGAGCGCCAAGCCUGCCUUUACUGUUUCUGGACCACUGGAGCGCAAAUCCCGAGUGCGCCCAGAAGCAGAUGAUGACUGGUCUGCGGCAGGGUCGGACUUCGAUUCGUCCGACGAUGAUGAUGAUGAUGACCGGCCGGGUGGCGGUAGCGCGAAGCAGCUGGCAAGCAUCUUAUUCGGCACCAUGGCUCCUCCACGGCCUCUGAGUGCCAUGGACGACAAGUCCCCGUCAAAGUCGUGCACGCCGGUCCAGGAUAGCCCAGUAAUCCCAGAACCAGCGGCUGAGACAACCGAAGCACUCUCUGUUCCGGCCGCUAUUCCCCUUCCCCCGCCUCCCCCACCAGCCCCAGCACCGCCAGCAAUGCCCGGCUUCAGUGCUGAAGCUGGCGCGCCGCCCCCGCCGCCCCCUGCUCCGUCCAUGGCACCCCCAGUCCCGCCUCCAGGGGUGCCCCCACCACCCGCGCCUCCGGCCGCUCCCAUGGGAGGGGGUAGAGGUGCUUUGUUGGCGUCGAUCCAGGCCGGCAAGGGCCUCAGAAAGGUCCAGACAAAUGAUCGGAGUACUAGCUCUACCGCAGGCCGUGUUCUGGAUUGAGGCUGAAGGGCACGCCACAUCGGACACGCAUCCUCUCUCUAUCACACACUUACAUAGGCGGCCAGGAUGGGUUGUGAGGCAGUUUGCAAGUCGCGAUGGAGCAGAUGGGAAGCGCGCGUGGCGAGUGCUUAGUCUUUUUGUCUUCUUCCGUUGGCCUUUCAUUGUAAGUUGGCAUGGAUACUCCUGUGUUUUCAGCCUGUAAUCUUGAUUUAUACGGCGUUAAAAACGAUAAUAACUACCGUUUCGUCUCGUAA